AUGGCGCCACGAUCCCACAAUUCCAAUUCAGAAUCGGAGUCUCGCGGUAGAAGCAACAAUAAUACGGGUCAAAGCCACGGUGCUAGUACAAACAACGCCAGGGCCAGUGGGAAACAAAGAUUGACAGUUGCGCAACAACAGUACCUAAAGGAACUUCUACGAAGGCACAUUGACAAUAAUCAUCCCGACAACGAAGAACAAACACAUCCGGCGGACUUCGAAUCCUAUUCUGACGAGUUUCUGCGUAAGUACAAAGAUCAUUACAGUUUGAACGCAGAAGACAAUUUAUCGCUAUCUGGUUACCUGUUGGGCUCAGAAUUGGGUGGGAAAACUUACUCGAGUAGAAGGAACCAACAUGGCGUUCCAGGAGCAAGGAUUACCAAGAAGGAGCUCGCAAGUCAGGUGAAAAGACAUUUCACCUCGUCGAGCGUAAAAGAGACGGAGUGCAUACCGACGUUCAUCUACAAAGUGAAGAAUCGCAAGCGCAAGUUUAAAAUGGAAUUCCAGGAUCAGUGA
Lachancea mirantina is the source of this 516-nucleotide messenger RNA. NCBI's taxonomy places the organism in Eukaryota, Fungi, Ascomycota, Saccharomycetes, Saccharomycetales, Saccharomycetaceae. The record is from the annotation of a GenBank genome assembly.